AUGGCUCAUGAUAUCUCAUCUGCUAAGUUGUUAUCAAAGUGUGACAUAAAUUAUUUAUCAGAUGAUUUAUUAGCCCAAAUCUUCACUCUUUUGCCAUUCAAAUCCAACAUUAGAUGCAAAUGUGUUUCAAAAAGAUGGUUAGAGUUGAUUUCAAGUCCUUAUUUCAUAAAACAAUUUACAUCUCUUCAACACUCUCUUUUCAAAUCAAUCUUAAUGUUUGUCACACCUCAUGAAAUUAUAUUGGCUUUUAUAGAAGAAUCUCAAAAAUAUGAUCCUAUGAAAAUUCCCAUAACCUUUCCACCGGAUAUGCUCGUCAAAGGAAGCGUAUGCGGCUGUUCCCACGGUAUAUUCUUGUGUUGUAACACCCGAUACACCUACGGUAGUGGCUAUUAUAUUUAUGAUCCCCUAAUGAAACAAUAUAUCUCUAUACCGCCUUCCCCCGCAACGUGUAAUGAAAAUUUAUACGCCGUGGGGUUCACUUGUAGCCAUUUAACCAAUGAUAGAACACUAACUUCUUAUCCAGAUGAACGCGACUUUAAAGUCGUGAUCAUAAACUCAUUUAUAAGAAGAAUGUUUGAGGUUGAAUUAUAUAUUUUUUCCUCGGACACGGGCCAAUGGAAACACAUUGUUAUCAAUAUCCCGGACGGGUUCGCUUUCGCGCCCCAUUGGUUACUAAGUUUUUCAUAUAAUGGAAGCUUGUAUUUCAUGGGGAGGACAAACAUUUUUGUGAUGAAUCCUUAUACAAACCAUAGCUAUACACUUGAUUAUCCAUUAGAAGCUGAUUCAAUGAAUAUAAUGAGUUUUGGUUUUCUUGGAAGUUCUUGUGGUGGGUUAAGAAUUGGUGAAAUUGGACAAAAGGAAUUAAGAAUUUGGGAACUUGUUGAAAGGAAUAAUUGGGAUUUGUUGCAUAGGAUUGAUAUAAACAAAAAAUUGCCAGAAAAUUUUUGUGGUAAUUAUUAUAAGAGGGUUGCAGGGUUUCAUCCUUAUGAUGGGGACAUUGUGUAUUUACAUUCUUAUGCUGAUGGAGUUUUUGUUUGUAACUUAAGGAGUGAGAAAUUUGAAGGUGUUUCUGGUUAUGAAAAAAUUGAUAUAAGUCCUUUUCAAUUAGAGAUAGGAGAUUUGUUGCCUCAAGAAUCAUAA
This is a messenger RNA of Vicia faba (fava bean), 1140 nucleotides long. NCBI's taxonomy places the organism in Eukaryota, Viridiplantae, Streptophyta, Magnoliopsida, Fabales, Fabaceae. The record is from the annotation of a GenBank genome assembly.